Apodemus sylvaticus (European woodmouse) is the source of this 2597-nucleotide messenger RNA. RefSeq names its product mesenteric estrogen dependent adipogenesis (gene Medag). Gene Ontology annotation, cellular component: cytoplasm. Lineage: Eukaryota; Metazoa; Chordata; Mammalia; Rodentia; Muridae. The coding region runs from base 580 to 1491 and encodes 303 amino acids. The record is from RefSeq and is a predicted model, not a curated record. The transcript is spliced from 5 exons.
AGAGAAGACAGAGUGGGCACGGCCUGGGGGAUGUAGAUAUGGAUGCAGCUUCGGGCCUGAGCUGACAGCCCCUGGACCCCGGGUGGAGAAGUGGUCAGGAUCGCUGCAGGAUACCUGUAGGAUUAACGGGCGCGGAGCCAGACCUGGGCAUCUGUCGUGGGGAGGAUGCUGCACCAGGCAGUGUGGACCGGGCAGGGAGGGCCCCGCGCGGGGGCUGAGUGUCUGACCCUAGUGGAAUGACUAAGUUAGUUUUGGCUGUGAGCAGGCGAGAUGGGAGCACGCCAAGUUAUGAAACACUGAUUGCUUUGCUGGAGUGGAGAGCAUCUGGGGUCCUGCCUGGGGGCCGGAGGGAAGGGCGUGCCUGGUGCCUGAUAAAAGGUGCUGCGCAGCGCGGGGACCGCUUUCUCAGUGUCCUCCUGCAGUGCUCCUCGACGGAGGGCAACCUUGUCAGGGUGACAAGAGGACUCCGGAGCUAUUACUUACUGCACGCCGCCCAGGGCAGUCGGGGACAGACCGCAGAUUUAAUCCUCCCACUUGGCGACCCUCAGGGUAGGAAGGGGACAGAGCCACAGCCUGAGUAUGGCCACUGCAGCGUGCGAACCUGUGGCCAGGCCCAGCCUGACCUCCAUUUCGUCCGGGGAGCUGCGCAGCCUUUGGACGUGCGACUGCGAGCUGGCCCUGCUGCCCCUGUCGCAGCUGCUCCGCCUACAACCUGGUGCCUUCCAGCUGCGCGGUGAGCAGCUCCUGGUGCCCGGGCCCGGAGAACCUGGGGCCAGGCAAGGGGGCUUCAACGUCUUCGGGGACGGCCUAGUGCGCCUCGACGGGCAGCUCUACCGCCUCAGCAGCUAUAUCAAGAGAUACGUGGAACUGACCACCUACUGUGAUUAUAAAGACUACAGGGAAACGAUACUGAGCAAGCCCAUGCUAUUCUUCAUUAACGUGCAGACCAAGAAGGAGACCUCAAAAGAAAGGACCUACGCGUUUCUUGUGAACACAAGGCACCCCAGGAUAAGAAGACAGAUAGAGCAAGGGAUGGACAUGAUCAUUUCCUCGGUGAUUGGAGAAAGCUAUAGGCUUCAGUUUGAUUUCCAGGAAGUAGUGAAGAAUUUUUUCCCUCCAGGAACUAUUGUGCUGAAUGGAGAGAAUUUGAGCUUCACCUACGAAUUCAAAGCAGAUGCCCUGUUUGAUUUCUUCUACUGGUUUGGGCUCAGCAAUUCCACCGUGAAGGUGCACGGAAAGGUUCUGAACUUGACAAGCACAAACCCAGAAAAAAAAGAAACGAUUAAGUUAUUUCUGGAAAAAAUGAGCGAACCUUUAAUCCGAAGAAGUAGUUUCUCCAAUCGGAAAUUUAGCGUCACAUCUAGAGGUUCAAUUGAUGAUGUUUUUAACUGCAACCUGUCACCCAGAUCAUCAGUUACAGAACCACUUUUGGCAGAAUUCUCAUUUCCAAGUGUUCUGGAAUCUGAAGAGACAUCCAACCAACUUAUCUGAUUGUUCCGAACAUUCCAACUGCUGGCCUUUGGAGGUCUGUGGCAGACAGUGGGUUGAAGGGUAAGAGGAGGCAGGGGUAGACAUUUCCAUCCCUUUGCCAGCCUCUGGCCCUCCACGGUUCUAUAGAGGACUCCCUUUACCACUUUCCUAGACGCGGUGCCCUGGCAGGCCCAGUGGCUUCCCUUGGGUGUGUGAUUAUGGGAUGGAAGGACUUUGUCUCUAUGGCAUAGGGUGUCAUCGAGCACUUCUCUAGAGAAUCUGAGGAAUUCUCAGAGGCAACCACCCGUGAGCUUUGCUUAGCACUGUGGCACUCUGAAGACCUUCCUGGCGACCUGCAUGGGAAGCAUCUGACUGGGGUGUUAACCAGUGGCGUUUCCUGGACCACAGAAUGGCCCUCUGCAGCCAGCAGUCCCAGCAAGCCUCGGGGUUAAGCUUUUUUUCUGGCAAAUGCCCAUAUUUCCCUGAGAAACAAGUCUGAUGUCCAUCCUGCUAGUGGGAUGAAAGGUCAAGAUACUGUCUGCUGAGGGAUCUCUGCAGGCCACCAGGACGAGCCUCCCAGAAACAGAAAGCCAGGUGGUACCCAGUCAACCAGUGGCAAGAGAGAAUCCUCCUCCUGCGGGUACACCCACCAAGUUGGUGUUUGAAAUUCAAGUUAGCAAUCUUAAUAUGAAUAGAAGAGCCGAGGGAAACUAAGCCAUUACUACUGCACUUUCUGCCUCUCCCAGCUCCAGGGGGAUUCACUGAAAGGGAAAAAAAUAUCAUCCAAUCUACAUAUAAAAGUUUGUGUGAGCAGUCAGGCCUGGUGCCUGUAAUUCUAUCGAAGGAGGCAUUCAGGACCAUCCUUGGCUACACGGGAGUUCAAGGCCAGCUUGCUCUCUUAACACAGAAGACUGUCUAAUAAAAACAAACCAGCACCAUUGCACAGGUGAAUGCCUGCGUAUACUCAUAAGAAGGUAGAUUUAUGAGCCUCUUGAAGCAUCUUUUCUGUCCUUCUAAAAAUGUAUUCCCACGCUACAAAUUUUGAUAGCAAUGUUGAUGGCCAGUCAUUUGUAUCUGAGAUGCUACCUAGUACAUAUGCACAAUUAAAAAGUUUUCUUAGCAUUCAA